AUGGACACCCUCCUCGGGUUGAUCUUCCUGGCCAUGUGGCUCACCCUCAUCCCGCCAUUCCAGUCUGUAUUCCUCUGGGGGGCCAAUCGCUCCCGCUACCUCGCCAGGGCGGUCUGGAUCUGGGGCUGGGUCCUCAUCUUCGCUCUGAAUUUAUUGCUGUAUGAGCUCACGCAGGUCUACCUUGUGAUCCUCGCGUUGCCACGUCCUCUGCCCGAGGUCCAUGGGUCGGCGCCCCGGGAGGCUGUCUUGACGGCGCUGACUGAAUUCGUCCAUUCGGGCACCAUCACCGGCAACUGGGACCUCUACAUUCUACUCGGCCGGAACUGGGUGUCCGUCCUGCUGAAGAUUUCGUUGUAUUGGCUGAUUAUCGUUGCUCUCGCGGAUCGACUCGUCAGGGAGGCGCGGAAGGCACUCGAGCGCCAUGCGGAGCGUCAUUUGAGGGCUGACUGGCAGGCGGCGCAGGGUGCGCUGGCCCGGCGGGCUCAGCUGGCUGAGCAGGACCACCACGGAAGCCAUGACCACCACGAGGACCACCACCACCACCCUGACCAGCAGGAUCAGCUGCAGCAGUGGGGCCGAGAGUGGAAGCCAGACUGGUCCCAGGCUCGAUCCAGCAGGCGGGAAUGCCAGGCCUGGCAGCUGGUUCGAUCCAGCAGUGCAGACCGCCAGGCCAGGCAGACCCAGCAGGACUGGUACUUGGUUCGACCCCGAAGUCGGCACCGCCAGGCCAUGCAGGCUCUGCAGGCUAGGCAGACUCUGCAGGACUGA
Molecule: messenger RNA, 768 nt
Organism: Aspergillus saccharolyticus JOP 1030-1
Lineage: Eukaryota; Fungi; Ascomycota; Eurotiomycetes; Eurotiales; Aspergillaceae
Exons: 1
Coding region: 1-768 (255 amino acids)
Source: RefSeq, a predicted model, not a curated record